AAAAAGAUCAGGCGAGGAAAACGACGUAGUUUCGCCAGUUAGAUAUGCCGUUCUCCUCCUACAUCGGCAACACUCGCCGUGGCGCCUCCUCCUCCUCCUCCGCCACCGGCGGCAGCGGUUGGGGCCAAUCCCUCCUCCCAACCGCCCUAUCAAAAUCCAAGCUAGCGAUCAACCGCAAACCACGAAAACGAACACUCCUCACCAACUUCCUCUUCGCGAACUUCUUCGUCAUCGCCUUCGUCGUCUCCCUCCUCUUCUUCCUCCUCACGCUCUUCCACUUCGGCGUCCCGGGACCGAUCUCCUCCCGCUUCCUCGCCUCCAGAUCCAAUCGGAUCCCGAAGCCGCGGAAGAGCAUCAACCGGCGGCACGUGAACACCUCCUCCUCCGCCGUGGUGGACAUCACCACCAAGGAUCUCUACGAUAGGAUCGAGUUCAAGGACGUUGACGGCGGUCCGUGGAAGCAGGGGUGGCCGGUGACUUACAAGGGAGACGAGUGGGAGAAGGAGAAGCUGAAGAUCUUCGUGGUGCCUCACUCUCACAACGAUCCUGGGUGGAAGCUGACGGUUGAAGAGUAUUAUCAGAGGCAGUCGAGGCAUAUCCUCGAUACCAUCGUUGAGACUCUUUCCAAGGAUUCUAGAAGGAAGUUUAUAUGGGAGGAGAUGUCGUAUCUGGAGAGAUGGUGGAGAGAUGCUUCGCCGAGUAAGCAGGAAGGUUUGAGUAAUUUGAUUAAGAAUGGGCAGUUAGAGAUUGUUGGAGGUGGUUGGGUGAUGAAUGAUGAGGCUAAUUCACAUUAUUUUGCUAUUAUUGAACAGAUCGCAGAGGGUAACAUGUGGCUGAAUGACACAAUUGGAGUUAUUCCCAAGAAUUCAUGGGCCAUUGAUCCCUUUGGCUAUUCAUCAACCAUGGCUUACCUCCUCAGGCGUAUGGGUUUCGAAAACAUGCUUAUUCAGAGGACUCAUUACGAGCUCAAAAAGGAACUUGCACUGCAUAAGAAUCUGGAAUAUAUUUGGCGUCAGAGUUGGGAUGCUAUGGAGACGACUGAUAUUUUUGUUCACAUGAUGCCUUUCUAUUCAUACGAUAUCCCACACACUUGUGGGCCAGAGCCUGCAGUUUGCUGUCAGUUUGAUUUUGCUCGGAUGCGGGGGUUUAAGUAUGAGCUUUGCCCAUGGGGGAAGCACCCAGUGGAGACCACACAAGAAAAUGUGCAAGAGAGGGCAUCGAAGCUUCUUGAUCAAUACAGGAAAAAAUCCACCCUUUAUCGAACAAACACCCUUCUUAUACCACUUGGAGAUGAUUUUCGGUUCAUAAGUAUUGAUGAAGCCGAGGCUCAGUUCCGUAACUACCAGGUGUUGUUUGAUCACAUCAACUCUAAUCCUAGUCUAAACGCAGAGGCAAAGUUUGGUACUCUGGAGGAUUAUUUCACAACACUUCGGGAAGAAGCCGAUAGAGUAAACUAUUCACUUCCUGGUGAGGUUGGCUCUGGUCAGGUUGUUGGUUUCCCUUCUCUAUCAGGUGACUUCUUUACAUAUGCAGAUAGGCAACAAGACUAUUGGAGUGGUUAUUAUGUUUCAAGGCCUUUCUUCAAAGCCGUUGAUCGUGUGCUCGAGCAUACCCUUCGUGGCGCCGAGAUCAUGAUGUCGUUCCUGCUAGGUUAUUGCCAUCGAGUUCAGUGUGAGAAAUUUCCGACAAGUUUUUCGUAUAAGUUAACUGCUGCAAGAAGGAAUCUAGCUCUUUUCCAGCACCAUGAUGGGGUAACCGGAACUGCUAAGGAUCAUGUGGUACAAGAUUACGGAACCCGGAUGCAUACUUCAUUGCAAGACCUUCAGAUCUUUAUGUCUAAAGCAAUCGAGGUUCUUCUUGGGACUCGUCAUGAGAAAGAAAAGUCUGAUCAGUCCCCAUCAUUCUUCGAGGCAGAGCAAGUGAGAUCCAAGUAUGAUGCUCGGCCUGUUCACAAGCCAAUUGCUGCACGUGAAGGAAACUCACACACAGUUAUACUCUUCAAUCCAUCCGAACAGACGAGAGAAGAGGUAGUGACAGUCGUUGUCAACCGUGCUGAAAUCUCGGUUCUGGACUCGAACUGGACUUGUGUCCCUAGCCAAAUAUCUCCUGAAAUGCAGCAUGACAAUGCCAAACUAUUCACUGGGAGACAUCGCCUUCACUGGAAAGCUUCUAUUCCAGCUCUUGGUCUGAGAACGUAUUACAUUGUUAACGGAAACGUUGAAUGCGAGAAAGCUACACAGUCUAAACUCAAAUACGCUUCUGAGUUCUUCGACCCGUUCCCUUGUCCCCCUCCGUAUUCCUGCUCAAAACUGGACAGCGAUGUGACUGAGAUCAAAAACGAACAUCAGACUCUUGUGUUUGAUGUUAAGAACGGUUUACUCCAGAAAAUAGUCGAUAGAAAUGGGGCAGAGACCGUCGUGAGAGAAGAGAUUGGUAUGUACACAAGUCCAGAUAGUGGAGCGUACCUGUUCAAACCAAAAGGUCAAGCUCAACCGAUUGUUAAAUCCGGUGGACAUCUAGUCACAUCCGAAGGACUGCUAGUCCAAGAAGUCUUCUCUUAUCCUAAGACCAGGUGGGAGAAAUCACCUAUCUCGCACAGCACUCGAGUUUACACUGGAGGUAACACGCUUCAGGAUCUAGUUGUUGAGAUGGAGUAUCAUGUUGAGCUUGUCGAUGAAAAUUUUGAUGACCAGGAGUUAAUCGUGCGUUACAAGACUGACAUUGACAACAAAAAGGUCUUCUAUUCUGAUCUCAACGGUUUCCAAAUGAGCAGGAGAGAAACUUAUGAUAAGAUACCGCUUCAAGGAAACUACUACCCUAUGCCAUCUCUAGCAUUCAUACAAGGAUCCAACGGUCAGAGAUUCUCCGUGCACUCUCGCCAAUCUCUUGGUGUUGCAAGCCUUAAAGAUGGUUGGUUGGAGAUUAUGCUGGACAGAAGGUUGGUCCGUGAUGACGGACGUGGUCUCGGGCAAGGUGUGAUGGAUAACCGUGCAAUGACAGUGGUGUUUCACCUUACUGCAGAAUCAAACAUCUCUCAAGCAGACUCUGGUUCCAACGCUAACCCGAGGAACCCAUCGCUCCUCUCUCACCUCGUAGGUGCGCACUUGAACUAUCCCAUAAACACAUUCAUCGCCAAGAAACCGCAAGACAUAUCGGUGCGUGUUCCGCAAUACGGUUCAUUUGCUCCUUUAGCGAAACCGUUGCCGUGUGACAUCCACAUCGUGAAUUUCAAGGUUCCACGUCCAUCGAAAUACUCUCAGCAGCAAUUGGAAGGGGACAAACCGAGGUUCGCUCUCAUCCUCAACCGAAGAGCUUGGGACUCGGCUUAUUGCCAUAAAGGAAGAAGAGCAAACUGCACAAGCGUGGCUGAUGAGCCAGUGAACUUUUCCGACAUGUUUAAAGAUCUUGGAGCUACAAAGGUAAAACCAACUUCACUGAAUCUCUUGCAAGAAGACAUGGAGAUUCUUGGGUACGACGAUCAAGCUGGUACACUGCCGCCACAGGAAGGACGUGUCUCGAUCUCUCCCAUGGAAAUACGAGCGUACAAGCUUGAGUUAAGACCUCACAAGUGAAAAAUACAGUCAAGAGGGAUAGUUGAAUAUUUGGCUGGUACGGCCUCACGAGAACGUUGCAUCGGACAGAGUCAGGCUUCUUGCUAGAAAAGCUGUUCGGGAAACGUUUAACUGUCAAAAGAGAGAGAGAGUUGAAGCUUGGAGCCUUUGUGUGUCCAUGCAAAACUACUGUAAGACCUUAGUGUUACCUUUUUUAUUUGAGACAAGUGAUAUUAAUUAGUUUUACCAUGUUACCUUGGAUUGAUAUGUUGUGUGUAUAUAUAUAAACUAUAGUAUACAUUACACGUUCGAUGGGACUACCUUUCCAAAGACAAUUCAAAGAGAUUAUGAACUUGUGUGGUAAGUUACAUGUUUCUUAUAUAAACUGGAUUGCGCAUAAAAUGGAUUGGGAUCCACCUCGAAUGUUAAUUUCC
Messenger RNA from Eruca vesicaria subsp. sativa (arugula), 3985 nucleotides. The record is from the annotation of a GenBank genome assembly. NCBI's taxonomy places the organism in Eukaryota, Viridiplantae, Streptophyta, Magnoliopsida, Brassicales, Brassicaceae.